This is a messenger RNA of Acipenser ruthenus (sterlet), 2073 nucleotides long. Its product is annotated as junctional sarcoplasmic reticulum protein 1-like. NCBI's taxonomy places the organism in Eukaryota, Metazoa, Chordata, Actinopteri, Acipenseriformes, Acipenseridae. The transcript is spliced from 8 exons. Gene Ontology annotation, cellular component: sarcoplasmic reticulum. The record is from RefSeq and is a predicted model, not a curated record. Gene Ontology annotation, biological process: skeletal muscle contraction; regulation of ryanodine-sensitive calcium-release channel activity. The coding region runs from base 452 to 1435 and encodes 327 amino acids.
UAUCGUACAGGGUGCUGUUAACAACAGGUGUUAGACCUUUGCUACAAAAAACUGUGCCUAACACUACUUUAAAAUUGUGUUUAAAUGUUAUUUAUUAAUAUAUUUUAUUCAACUCUUUUGUUCAUGGUUGAUGCAAGCAGGCCACCAGACCAAAACAAGCGUCUGUAUGAUGGCUGUGCCCUUGCAGGAUUGGCCAAUAUUCUGCCCCUGCUGUAGGGAGCACCUGUGCCUGCUUGUCAGGCAGACAGCGAGGCUGCGGUGGCUGGCUGUUUCACACAGAUCCUCCGUCUCAGGUAGAGAUUACCAGCACUGUCACCAAGGUCCGGCGCGGACAGCGGCCUUCUACAAAGGCUAUUUUUGGCAGUGGUUUCAUAUUAGUCCAGGCUUUUCAAGCCCAACAGUAUAUCAGGUUUGACAUCUCAGAUCGGCCCAGACCGAAAAAAGCACUGAGAUGGAUGAAAGUACAUUUGAGACGUUUGAGGGAGAUAUAGGUCCUGAGGAGGGUUUGGAGGAGCUGCCAGCGCCGGGGGAGAUCCUCCCCAAGACAACAAAACAGCUCCGCAAUCAAGGUGCUCAGAUUGCAAAGACAAGCAAAGGCGAGUCUAGUGGGGUAUCACGAGAGGUGGAAGGUUUUCAGACAGUAGAGCAAGAGUUGGUCCAAGCUCAAGAGACGGCGCUGCCCUCGAACCCACAUCCUGCCAAAGAGAAAGCAAAGCCAGCUGUCCCAGAGAAGCCAGCGAGGAAGGCAGAGCCCAGCGCGGAGGGGCCGGUCUGUGCUGAAGAGCCGUCUCCCUGGAACGGGAUCACACUGAACCGCUGCCUCGUCGUGGCGACCGUCAUCGUGCUGGUCAGCAUGGGCUUCCAGACGCUGCAGGAGGCCAUCACUUCCGAUGAUGAAGUCAGCGAUCCGGAGUCUGAUCUUCUGUCCUGGUCUGACAGCAACCCAGUGGAGGACAAGACAGAGCAGCCAGAGUCCUCGUUCUUCGGCAGCCUGAUGUGGUGGUCCUGGGUCCCGGAGGAAGAGGACUCGGAGGAGGCUGCGGCUGGAGGAAGGAGAUCGGAGUCGAGGGGUGCCAGAGCACUAGGGCGCAGAGAUCAGGAGCAGGAGGCAGGGGGGAGAGGAAGAGCAGAGAAGCACAGGGUGAGGCGUAGAGCAGAGGGGAUCAGGGAGCUCCUGAAGAGCAAAGAGGAGAAGGGGGGUCACGACAAGGCAGGCCGGAAACACGAGGAGAAACCCCCAAAACAGAGGGAGCAAAAGCAGGCAGAGCACAAGCGCAGCGAGCAGAAACGGGACGAGCGCAAACGACGGGAGGACAGCGACGAUGACAAGAACAGCGGCUCCAAGGGGAACAGGAUGAGUCUCCUCGCAGACAAGGGCAUGCCCAAGAAGGAACGUGGUAAAUACCAGCUGAAGGGUGGCAAGAGGAACGAUUAACAAGAAGAAGGACCUUAAAGUGUUUGCGAGGGGGGUGGGAAAUGGCAUCGAAGGAUUCUUUUUUUUUUAAAUGGCAGCGGGGGUGGGGUGGGGUGUGCCUUGGCUAAUAGUUUUGACACUUAAAUAUUGAAAUCUUUCUGUAGGAAUAAUCGCCUAUUUCUAAUACUGCGCAGGCUACAGCAGUCUCCUUAAACCAAAUGUAAUUUUAAAAAAUUUAAUGAAAAGCAUUAUGAAAUAGCACACAACGACUUGGUAUUGAAGGGAGGAGGUAAUGGCAUCAAUCCAAGGAUUAACCCAUCAAAACUGUGAACAGUACCGAUGAUUGAGAGAGGAGAGGAGCAGCCGGGAAUCAUCCACGCAUCACUCAACGGGAGCGCAAUAAAGGGAUCGUGGGAAUGCCCUCAGUGAGGGUGCCAAAAAAUAUAUAUACCAGGAUGCACAUCAAGGGAGCAUCAGACGGUUUGAUUGGGAAGAGGCUGCUUGUGUGAAUAAGUGUGAAAUCCACUGACUAGGAAUACAAAAUGAUAUUUAGUUAACGUGAACAAUGAAACACUUGUUGCAAAGAGACAGUGUACCUUUUACCUCCUGUGUCUGUAUUUGUGAAGCUGCUGUUGAACUAAUAAAAACCAGAUGCGUGA